This is a messenger RNA of Medicago truncatula (barrel medic), 623 nucleotides long. RefSeq names its product acetyltransferase At1g77540. The coding region runs from base 105 to 428 and encodes 107 amino acids. Lineage: Eukaryota; Viridiplantae; Streptophyta; Magnoliopsida; Fabales; Fabaceae. The transcript has 2 exons. The record is from RefSeq and is a predicted model, not a curated record.
UUUCUAUAUAUUUUUUUUAUAAAUGUCCGGAAAAAUACAUAAUUAAUCUCUCCCUUGUCAAAAUAUCAUACUAUUGUCUUCGGUUUUUCGGUGAGUUGAGGAAAAUGGCGAAUAUUGUUGGAAGUGGAAGUCCAAUGAUCGUGUGGAACGAAGGGACAAAGAGGUUUGAGACAGAAGACAAGAAAGCGUACUUGGAGUAUGUCCUUAGAGACAACGGAAAAGUGUUGGAUUUGGUACAUACUUUUGUUCCUCCUUCCAAGAGAGGUUUGGGUUUGGCUUCUCACCUCACUCUCGCUGCCUUUAAUCAUGCCACCUCUCACUCCUUAUCUGUCAUCCCCACCUGCUCUUACAUCUCUGAAACAUUUCUUCCGAAGAACCCAUCUUGGAAUUCUGUGGUAUACAAAGAGAGUGGUCAAUCUCAUAUCUGAAAUCUCAUAUUCUAAAUGCUUGUAUGUUUUCAUCAAAAUCUAGCCAUAUGUGGUUAAGUGGUUCUGCUACUCAGAAUAAAUGUGCUUAGAUUUAUUGCACAGGAUACCAAAUUUGAUUUUCUCUUUUAUCAAAAGUGAUCUUAAUAACACAGUUACACAGUUGUUUGGUAAUUGGUUUCUCCCUUGAAUCCUCAA